This is a messenger RNA of Penicillium malachiteum, 1200 nucleotides long. Its product is annotated as amidohydrolase family protein. Gene Ontology annotation, cellular component: cytosol; cytoplasm. The transcript is spliced from 2 exons. The coding region runs from base 1 to 1200 and encodes 399 amino acids. Gene Ontology annotation, biological process: secondary metabolic process. Gene Ontology annotation, molecular function: hydrolase activity; carboxy-lyase activity. Lineage: Eukaryota; Fungi; Ascomycota; Eurotiomycetes; Eurotiales; Aspergillaceae. The record is from RefSeq and is a predicted model, not a curated record.
AUGGCAAUCAAUUAUAACUGCUGCGACAGCUCUACAGUUGAUAUGAAAAGAAGAGCAAACGGAGAGAAUGUCGACCCAAAUGGCCCCUUUCGAAUCGACAUGCACACGCAUAUCAUGCCUCCCUCUCUACCGGAUUUCUCCAAGUCCCAUGGAAACCCCGAAGAGAAUGGCGAAGACUGGAUGACACUCAGAACGCAUUCGUCAACAUCCGAGUCCAAAAAUGGUCACGUCAACCGUUCAUCCUCCCAGAAAGUUGACAUGUUUCUUGGUGAUACAUUCUUCCGAACUGUUGACCCGAACUGUUUUGAUCCUGAGGUACGCAUGGCAGAGAUGGAUGAAACGGGGGUGGACGUUCAAGUUAUCAAUACAGUCCCGAUUCUCUUCUCAUAUGAUAAGCCAAUUGAGGCCGCCGUGGCUUUGGCGCGUUAUUUGAACGAUCAUAUUGCAAGCGUUUGUCGUGGCCAACCUAGUCGAUUUGUAGGGUUGUCAACGGUGCCCUUGCAGGACAUUCCUGCUGCGAUCGAUGAAUUGAGACGCGCGAAAACAGUUCUUGGGGUAAAGGGAGUUGAGAUUGGUACAGAGAUCAAUGGCCGAUCUUUGGACGAUGCGGUCUUUGACCCAUUCUGGUCAGUGUGUGAGGACUUGGUCGUUCCUAUAUUUGUCCAUCCUCUGGGAUAUGAAUACGAAAGAGAGAACAAGAGUCGCUGGGGGAAGUACUGGUCUGCGUGGUUGAUUGGAAUGCCAAGCGAGACAGCCCUUGCGAUCCACGCGAUCCUUUCUUCUGGAAUCUUGGUGCGACAUCCCAAAUUGCGAUUUUGCUUUGCUCAUGCCGGUGGAGCAUACCUCCCACUUCUUGGACGAAUUCAACAUGGCUAUAAUUGUCGACCCGACCUGGUGGCCCAUAGUUCUCAUGGAUUAUCUCCAGAGAGCUACCUACAGUCACAUCAAAAUAACAUUUGGAUUGAUAGCCUGGUGCAUGAUCCGGAUCUACUGCAAUUUAUUUGCAAGAAAAUUGGAUCCGAUCGGAUUAUCAUGGGCAGUGAUUAUCCUUUCCCAUUAGGAGAGAUGCCAGUGCCAGGUAAAAUGUUAGCAGAUGAUAAGCAAGUGAGGGAGCUUUUUUCACAAGAUGCGAGAGCAAGAAUGCUUUCUGGGAAUGCGAUUGAAUUUCUAGGACUGCAGAAAAUGUUCAAAAUGGAUUGA